UAGCCUUUGUUUCUUACUAUUCAUCGACGAUCAACUGUCGGAUAAUCGCGCGGAGCUAUUAAUAAUUUAUUAACUCUAUAUUUUGAGCAUAAACACCAAUGCAAGAUGGCGGCUGGUGUUUUGGCGACGUCAGUGAAUUAUUCUUCUUCACAGUCAUCGGCUGCUCCUUUAAGCCGAUCCCAAAUUGGAGGCUAUGAUGCAGAUUUUGUAAGUCCCAUAUCUGCCGAUUACUUAUGUCCUAUCUGUCAGCUUGCUUUUCGUGAUCCCGUUCAAACUAGAGACUGUGGCCAUCGAUUCUGCGAGUCUUGUUUAGAGCCAAUCUUACGAAAACCUCCAGCGUUUUGCCCGAUCGAUCGAAGAACAUUAACCAGGGAGAAGGUUUACCCUGAUAGAGCUUGUAAAAGAACAGUGUUGUCAUUAACGGUGAAAUGUUACAACAGUGGCAACGAAUGUGACUGGACAGGAGAACUUAUAAACCUUGCUAAUCACUUGGAAAACUGCAAACGAGUUCCAAUUAAGUGCAUCAACAACUGUGGAAGAACAGAUAUACCAAGAGACCAGAUGUCAGCCCAUGUGGAUGUGGAUGGGGACUGUCCAUUGGCUGUUGUGCUCUGUCAGUAUACUGACAUUGGAUGCAAAUUCAAGGGUCGACGUAAUGAGAUGGAAAAACAUGUACAAGAGAAUAUGCAAGUUCACUUGGAUCUGGCACAUCUAAGAAUAAGAGAACUUGAACAAAGACAGGAGUAUGUGUGCACAAAAGGAAAGUUCCUGUGGAAAAUUUCCAGCUACUCACAAUUAUUUCAGCAAUCAGCCACUAAGAAAGAAAAGGAGAAACUCUGUAGUCCACCAUUUUACACUGGACAGUAUGGUUACAAGCUGCGUGCAGAAGCUUUUUUGAAUGGCUUGGGACAAGGAAAAGGAACUCAUCUUUCUCUUUAUGUUGUUAUUAUGAAAGGAGAAUAUGAUGCAAUACUUCCAUGGCCUUUUCAGCAACGAGUGGAUUUUGUUCUCAUUGACCAAGAUGACGAUGUUGGUGCAAGGCAAAAUAAAGUGUGGAGGCUCACAUGUGAUAGAGACAGCGAUUACUUUAAGAGACCAAACAAAGUGAAGAGUCUUGGCUUUGGUUGCCCCAAGUUUGUUUCCUUGGAGACCCUCAGAACUAGAAAUUACAUCCGAGAUAACACCAUCUUUAUUAGAAUUGAUGUGGAGCCACUGGAUGCAUCUUGAAAGUAUUUUUAUUGUUAAUUUAUAUAUAUCUUAUUAACGAAGUGCAAGGGCCGUACUGGGAGAAUAUCGG
Molecule: messenger RNA, 1297 nt
Organism: Stylophora pistillata
Lineage: Eukaryota; Metazoa; Cnidaria; Anthozoa; Scleractinia; Pocilloporidae
Product: TNF receptor-associated factor 4
Biological process (GO): regulation of canonical NF-kappaB signal transduction; signal transduction; regulation of apoptotic process
Cellular component (GO): plasma membrane signaling receptor complex
Molecular function (GO): protein binding; zinc ion binding
Source: RefSeq, a predicted model, not a curated record